This is a messenger RNA of Rotaria sp. Silwood1, 1653 nucleotides long. The record is from the annotation of a GenBank genome assembly. Lineage: Eukaryota; Metazoa; Rotifera; Eurotatoria; Philodinida; Philodinidae.
AUGGAAGCAAGUCGAUCAUGUUUAGUAACAAUAAAUAUUCUUAUUGGUUUAUUUGUUUUGAUUUCGAUUGCUUUAAAUUCUAUUAUUUUAAUUAUAAUAACUAGAGGAUCUAAUCAAUCAACAAAUAUUAAUAAUACAGAAGAAUUAAAAUUAGUAAAUCAAAUAUCAUUGAAUUUAAGUUUAAUUGAAUCUAUUGAUAUAAAUGAACUAAUGAAGCAUCUUCAAGAAUUUAAUCAUAUAGCUACAAUGGAAAAUGGUAGUCGAUCAAUUAAUACAAAAGGUUUUCAACGAACAAUUGAUUAUAUAGCAGAUUAUCUUUCUACUAAUACAAAUUAUUAUAUUAAAAGAACUCCUUUUCCUGUAAGACAAUUUAAACUUGGUAAUAAUCCUAUAUUAUUUACUUCAAUUGAUAAUACAAUUAUAAAUCGUACAUAUUCAAAUGAUCUUUCAAAAGGUGAAUUUUCACAUGUCGAAUAUUCUACAGAUAUUAAUUUAAAAGAUUUUAUUAAUAUAACACUUAUUCCAAAUUUUGGUUGUUCUGAAAAAGAUUGGCUUACUGCAAAACCAUCACCAAAUGGUCGAAUAGCACUUGUUAAACAUGGUGCUUGUGAUUUUUUUUUAAAGCCAAUUUUAGCUCGUCAUUAUCAUGUGAAAGGUCUUCUUUUAUAUAAUAUCAGUCGAUCAUCUAAUUGUAAUGAUUCUCUUCCUACAAGUCUCGGUCCAUUUAAUACUUUACCAACGCUUUCUAUUUCACCUAAUCUUGCUCAAGAACUUAUUGAAUCAUUAAAUAAUUCAGCAACAAAUACAAGUGUUCGUUUUAUUAUUGAUGUACUUAAAACAGAACCAUAUUCAGUAGAAAAUAUUUGUGCUGAUACUCCGAUUGGAGACAUAACUCAAACUAUUAUUAUUGGUAGCCAUAGUGAUAGUAUUUUAAAUGGACCUGGUAUUAAUGAUAAUGGUAGUGGUAGUGCAGCUAAUCUUGCAUUAGCUGUAGCUCUAUUUCGAACAUCAAUGUAUAGAAACUUGAAAUAUCGUAUACGAUUUUGUUGGUGGGGUGCAGAAGAACUUGGUCUUAUUGGUUCAUUUGUAUAUGUUAGGCAAGCAAAAACAUCAAUAAUUAUUGGCGAAAGAUUUCAUGAUCAUUUACUUUAUCUUAAUCUCGAUAUGUUAGCUUCACCUAAUUAUAUGUUUGGAAUUUAUGAUCUUGAUACUAUAAUAAAUGGAACACUUACGAAAAAUAUUUUUGCUAGUAAAAAAAUUACUACAUUAUUUCGUAAUUGGUUUAAUGAUCAAAAUCUACCAUGGGAUAAUGUCAAUCUAACAACUGCGACUAGUGAUUAUCUACCAUUUUUAAUUGGUAAUAUGCCUGUAGGAGGAGUUUUUUCAGGUGCAGAUAGAAUAAAAACAAAAGAACAAUGUGAUCGUUAUGCAUCUUAUCUUGGUCCUGAUCCAUAUUGUAUGCCAAAUAUUGCAUUUGAUCAAUGUUAUCAUAAAUCAUGUGAUACAAUAUGGAAUAUAAAUAAAUUUGCUUAUGAAAAACUAACCAAAGCAGUUGCAUAUGCUCUUGAAUAUUUUAUACAUAUGGAUAAUUUAAAAGAAUGGCUUUAUUCAGUAGAAGAAAACCAAAAUUUAACAUCUCAUUAUAAAAAAUAA